CUGCCUAACCUCUCUAACUUAAAUGUGUAUUUUUUUCAGAAAAAAGUGGCAUAUACCUAAUUUAUUGAAAAAUUUAGGAAAAUCUUACAUUUCUUGUGGUUUUCAUAAUAAUUCUUGAAAUAUUUAUGCAAAAAUUUAUAUUAAAAUGUUUAAGUUACGGUUUUAAGGUUCAUUCAUGAAUGCAAAUUGUGGAAAAUUUAAACUGAUUUCAACAAGCACAAAACAAAACAAAAACAUCAUAAAAACAAAUAAUACAAACUAAUUGAAAUCAUCAUCAAGUGAGAUUAUUUAGUUUUUUAGUUUAUUUGAGUGGACGGCUUAAUCUAAAUGGCUGGAACUGGAAACAUGAGACAAGAAGAUGUUGCUACUUAUGUAGUUGCAAAGUACGAUUACUCCGCACAAGGCGCUCAAGAACUAGAUUUAAGGAAGAACGAACGCUAUCUGCUACUUGAUGAUAGCAAACAUUGGUGGAGAGUUCAAGAUGCACGUAGCCAAUCCGGUUACGUUCCAAGCAAUUAUGUCAAAAAAGAGAAAAAGUCUGUUUCACUUUUCGAUAGCUUCAAGAAAAAGGUGAAGAAAGGAACAAACCCACGAACUCUGCCCAACUCAUCGCCAUCACGUCAGGUGGAUUCACCAACAAUGGGAAGAAAACUGCCUCCAGAUCCUUCUGAAGCCAUUGGAACAGCAAUCGUUAAAUAUAAUUAUCAAGCACAACAAGCAGAUGAACUGCAAUUAACAAAAGGAACCCGAAUAUUGAUAUUAGAAAAGAGUAAUGACGGAUGGUGGCGGGGACAGAGUGGUAAUCAAACCGGAUGGUUUCCAAGUAAUUACACAACAGAAGAAAAUGACGAUGAUGGUGUUCACACUUAUGCGAUGGCUGAAAAUGUUCUCGAUAUUGUUGUCGCUCUUUAUUCAUUUAAUUCUAACAAUGACACCGAACUUUCUUUUGAGAAAGGUGACCGAUUAGAGAUAGUUGAUCGUCCACAAACUGAUCCCGAAUGGUAUAGAGCACGAAACCAAAAGGGACAAAUCGGCCUUGUGCCAAGGAAUUAUUUACAAGAGCUUCAGGAAUAUUUAAAUGCUCCAUAUCGUGGUGGUCCGGAUUCAAUAGAUCGAAGACCCGAAAUGCCUUCAUCAGCAACAUCAACAAUGCAUAGUAUUUCUCAUAAUGCAAAUGGAAAUGGAAACGGAAACGGGCAACUUGAACGACCAGUGUUAAGUGGUAAAAGUUGGUACUAUGGCGCCAUUACAAGGAAUCAAUGUGAUACUGUUCUCAACUCACAUGGACACGAUGGCGACUUUCUUAUUCGAGAUUCAGAAACAAAUACUGGAGAUUUUUCGGUGUCACUUAAAGCUCCUGGUCGAAAUAAACACUUUCGUGUUCAUGUUGAAGGCAAUAUGUAUUGCAUUGGACAGAGAAAAUUCCAUAAUCUUGAUCAACUCGUCGACCAUUACCAAAGAGCUCCCAUUUAUACAAAUAAACAAGGCGAGAAAUUAUAUCUGGUGCGGUCACUGCCGAAAGCAAACGGAACUUAAUUGUAAUUUAUUUCUUCGUAUUUUUAAAAAUUUAAAAUUUUAAAUCUUAAUUACAAGUUUUCUGUUAUUUUUUCCUUAAAUUCAAAUCACAGAUUUAUGCUUUUGAUUUUUUUAAGUUAAUUUAUGACGAAAAGUUAAGAUAAAUUACUCUAGGACAACUUUAGUUGUUGCUUCAGAAGUGUAUCUAUUUAGAAAGCAAGAAACACUGAAAAAUUUCGCCGUAUCAUAUAAAGAACAAGUCACAUCGCUGUCUAAGCAUCAGACUAAAACGACAUACUGAAUUAAUGUAGACUUCCGUAAUUCGCGCUGUUUAAUACUCGAAAGGAAGAAAAUCAUAAAAAUGAAGAAUGAACAAUAGAAAGUGUGUAAUAUUUCUAACAAGCAAAAAACAUUAGUUUUAAUCAGAGUGAAGUGUGAAAGGGGUCUCGGAAGUAUGUAUCUAACCUUUGUACAUACUGAGUUGCGAGCAGCGGUCUAAACUGGUUGAAACUCGACCGAUUCCGGUUCUUCAAUUUUUUUUUCGCGUUGCCAAAUCUCGUUUCCGGUUCUUGGAUAUUUUUAUUUCGCCUCCAAUUCUCGAAAAAUUCAGCGGUUUCUACCAGUUCCGAUUACUGAUUGUAAGAUAACAUUAUGUAUGGAUGAAUGAUCCCCAAAGAUUAAAAUAAUUUAGCGUUAACAAAUAGAAUAAAAGCAUUCAUAAUACUACAAGUAAGAAAAGUAGAGAAAUUUCUUCUUUCAAGUGAUAGUGCUGAAUAACAUAAUCACAUGAAAAAGGAAGAAAAAAAGUUUUAUACAUAAUUAAGGUUUGAUGGAUAAGAAAAUGAAUUGAAAAGUGUAUGUUUCUCUUCCUAUUGCAUCACUCACACACAGCCACAUAGAUAAGUGAAUAUGGUAUCAAAUCACAAAAACUUUAUAAACUUCAUAAAGCUUUAAGUCAAAGAUAAAUGAAAAGUUUGCAUCAUGUCUAUAAAUCAUCCGUGUUUUCUAUCAAUUUCUUGA
Clunio marinus is the source of this 2535-nucleotide messenger RNA. Lineage: Eukaryota; Metazoa; Arthropoda; Insecta; Diptera; Chironomidae. The record is from the annotation of a GenBank genome assembly.